Messenger RNA from Acipenser ruthenus (sterlet), 696 nucleotides. RefSeq names its product small nuclear ribonucleoprotein Sm D3. Gene Ontology annotation, molecular function: RNA binding. The record is from RefSeq and is a predicted model, not a curated record. Gene Ontology annotation, biological process: spliceosomal snRNP assembly; RNA processing. The coding region runs from base 164 to 547 and encodes 127 amino acids. Lineage: Eukaryota; Metazoa; Chordata; Actinopteri; Acipenseriformes; Acipenseridae. The transcript has 4 exons. Gene Ontology annotation, cellular component: commitment complex; SMN-Sm protein complex; spliceosomal tri-snRNP complex.
UCGAAUCCAGGUCAACGUGGUGCAUUGUGGGACGUGGGAUACGUACAAGAUUGCUGUUUGAGGCGGUUUUAUACACGCUGCUACCGAACACCGGAUAGACAGAGGAAACUGAGAACAACAAAGAACGCGACGUUUAAGGUUGAAAAGCAAUCGCAGAGGAAAGAUGUCUAUCGGAGUCCCAAUUAAAGUUCUUCAUGAGGCAGAGGGUCAUAUUGUUACCUGUGAAACCAACACCGGUGAAGUUUACAGAGGGAAGCUCAUUGAAGCUGAGGACAACAUGAAUUGCCAGAUGUCCAAUAUCACUGUGACGUACAGAGAUGGCCGUGUCGCACAGUUGGAACAGGUCUACAUUCGUGGCAGCAAGAUCAGGUUCCUCAUACUACCGGACAUGUUAAAAAAUGCUCCGAUGUUGAAGAGUAUGAAGAACAAAAACCAAGGUUCUGGGGCUGGAAGAGGAAAAGCUGCGAUUCUCAAAGCCCAAGUGGCUGCCAGGGGAAGGGGUCGUGGAAGUAUGGGUCGGGGGAAUAUUUUCCAAAAGAGACGAUAAUCUUUACUCUCCAAUUAAAAUUGAUUUCAUGGAGUUUUGUUUCGAUUCUUUUUGUACAGUUUUUAUAAUUGUUGGGUGCUUCUAGUGGGAUUGCAGUUGCAUGGAGGCUGCAUUGACUGAUGCAAGGCCAUAAUAAAUGUAUUCCAACA